UCUUCACUCUGAUGCAUCUUCUUGUUGGCUCUACACCUCAAUCUAAAGCCCUAUCAUAUUCUUCUUCGGACUUCAUAUCUAAGGUACUUGACUAGUGUUUUUCCAGCAAUGUCUCUACAUAACAGAGUAAUUGUUAGGACUGUAGCCAUCACGGCUGCAAUAACCCUAGUUUUUACUGCCAUCUUAUUUUUCUACUACAAAUUUUAUUAUGCUCGACGGCGAGCAAAUAAUAAGGUGAAGGGCAGUUUUCGCCGAGAAGAGGUUAUGAUGACCCGUGAAGAGUUCAAGCAACCUAGCAGAAAUGUCAAGGAACUGAGUGGUUAUGGAAAUGGGAGGGAUGCUGUUAGUAUGAGGAAACUAGAAGAUGGUCAACUUAAGAACAAUUUUCCAAAGUUUGUGUUUAAUCCGAGUUACAAAGAAGAUGAAGAUGAGGAAGAAGCAGAAGAGAAAAGAGUAGACGCGGAAGAAGAGAAGCACGAAAAGUUUGAAUCACGGGAAGCUCCAUUGCUUCAUGAAACAUCAUCAGAUCAGAUAGUUUUGGAUAACAUGGGGAAACCAUUUCUGCAGAAUCCCAUUUUACCAGCUCCAGUUUCGGUAUUACAAAUGCAACAUAGGCUGCCACCACGUCCACAAGCCUCAUUUAGACAAACUCCACCCAUGGUUCCAAAAAAGUUAAUCCCCUUAUCACAGCUUCCUCCACAACCUAGUCCAACAAAAAAUAGCAUCACAGCCAGACCACUGCCACCACAAUAUCCUCCUCCUCCUCCUUCUCUGCCACCUCCACCACCACCUCUCCCUGCAAAACCAAGAUCUACCCUGCCACCACCAGUGCUUGCUGGUGGUUGGAAUUCAUCACGACGAACCCAAGCUGGACCUACAGGGAGGGCAACAAAAAAAAUAGAAGAAACGUCCAGGGAGGAAAGCUCAAAGCCUACUAUGGCUGGGCAAACGAAGCUGAAACCGCUGCAUUGGGACAAGGUCACGGCGGAUGUUGAUCAUUCCACGGUCUGGGAUGAAAUUAAUGACGGGUCACUCAGAUUCGAUGAUGAACUUAUGGAAAAUCUAUUUGGAUACUCUACUACCAACACCCAAUCUUACGAAAGAAGCAACCUUUUCUCAGCUUUCAGCAAAAUGAACUCAGGCCCUCCAACUCAAAUUUUCUUACUGGAUCCCAGAAAAUCACAGAACACUGCAAUAGUUCUAAGAUCACUAGCCAUUUCCCGCAGAGAAAUUAUAGAUGCACUCAUUGAUGGCCAGGAGCUCGCCACGGACACCCUCGAAAAGCUUACUAAAAUCUCUCCAACCCAAGAGGAAGCAGCCAAAAUUUUGCAAUUCAGUGGCAACCAAAGUAGACUUGCAGACGCAGAGUCUUUCCUCUACCACAUUCUCAAAGUUGUUCCUUCCGCAUUCACCCGAUUUGACGCUAUGUUUUUCAAAGCAAACUACGACCCAGAAAUCCUUCACUUCAAGGAGUCUCUCCAAACUCUUGAACUAGGUUGUAAGGAACUAAGAGCUCGAGGCCUCUUCCUUAAACUCCUGGAAGCCAUUCUCAAAGCUGGCAACCGAAUGAAUGCCGGCACUGCCAGAGGCAAUGCCCAAGGUUUCAACCUCAACGCUCUUAAAAAGCUCUCAGAUAUCAGAAGCAACGAUGGAAAGACCACUUUGCUCCACUUCGUUGUGGAGCAAGUAGCUCGAUCAGAAGGCAAACGCAGCGUAACUAACCGAAAUCAAAUCCUAAUUAGCAAAAGAACCAAUACCCAAAAACCCCAUAUAGCCAUUGUUUCAAAUUUUGAUAAUGCCACAGCAGAAGAGAGGGAAAAAGAGUACCUUUUGUUAGGGUUGCCAUUGUUGGAAUCCCUAAGUAGUGAACUCUCCAAUGUGAAGAAAGCAGCCACAGUAGAAUGCGACAGCUUCGUCAAUGUUUGCAGCUCCCUCGGAGGCCGAGUCUCGGAUAUUCGAAAACGACUUUCGUUUUGCACAAACGACGAGGACAAGUGUUGGUUCGCUAGAGAAAUGAAAGGGUUCUUAGAGGAAUGCGAGGAGGAGAUCAAGGUUGUCAGAGAGGAACAAAUUAGGGUUUUGGAGCUGGUGAAGAAGACGACAGAGUACUAUUACCAAGCGGGAGCUUCGAAAGUAAAAGGGGUUCAAAACCCAUUUGGGCUUUUCGUUAUCGUGAAGGAUUUUCUCGACAUGAUCGAUCAGGUCUGCGUAGAAACUUCUCGAAGGGUUCAAAAGAAAAACGCAACGAAGAACAGUACGGCGGGUUCGUUAUCGCCUCCGCUGUCGCCGCCAUCGACGUUGACUACGAACAAAUUUCAGAACUUCCAAUCGAAUUUCAUGUCGGAUAUGUCUAUGACAUCUUCAAGUAGUGAUUCGGAAGACGAUUUCUGAAGCAGAGUCCACGAAUGUAAUGUAUAAUGGCCCCUCUGGCUAAGCUUCUUGGAUGAUAAAAAAAAAAUUAUUUGGGUAAAA
Molecule: messenger RNA, 2472 nt
Organism: Humulus lupulus (European hop)
Lineage: Eukaryota; Viridiplantae; Streptophyta; Magnoliopsida; Rosales; Cannabaceae
Product: formin-like protein 4
Exons: 2
Coding region: 109-2391 (760 amino acids)
Biological process (GO): actin nucleation; actin cytoskeleton organization
Molecular function (GO): actin filament binding
Source: RefSeq, a predicted model, not a curated record